AUGAUUGAAUUAGACAACAUUCUAUUAGGCGUGGAAGUUAAGGAUGGUACAACAGACACUUUAAAGUGGUUUCAAGAUUCGGAUGGAAUUUAUACGGUUAGUUCGGGUUAUGUAGCUUUCAAUAACAGUUGCAAUUAUAUCUUGUAUGCUGAUAGCAAAUUGAAGGUAGUGUCUCGCUUAUGGGAUUCAUUAGUUUCAUCUAAGAUUCUAGUCUUCGGUUGGCAUUGCAUAAUAGAUAGGAUAUCAACUAGAGAUAAUUUGAGUAGUUGGAGGAUUAUUACGAAUGAAAACGACAAAGUUUGUGUGUUUUGCUUUGGAAACGGCAGAUCAUUUGUUGUGGUUUUGGGAUUUAUUAGCCGACAGAGUGGACUAUAUGGUGUAAAAGAAACACAAUCAUCUUCAAGGCUGAAGCGGGUUGCGGGGUUAUCCUCUGUUAUAGAGCCCAGACUAAACAAAUUUAAUGAUGCUAAAUCUAUUCUCUUGGAUAUUUGCAUGAAGGAAGAUCGUCGGGUGGCAGGAAGAGUAGCGGUAGUUAUAUGUGCUUUGUGGAAUAAUAGAAAUAACUUCAUUUGGAAUAAUGAAAGAAACGAUUAUAUGCAGGUUAGUAUUCUAGCCUUCCACUCCUGGCAAGAUUGGUUUAAAGCUAAACAUGAACACCUACCCGAUAGUGGCGGUAAUCAGCACCAAUCAGGUUGGAGCCCUCCGAGAGUUGGGUGGUUAAAGUGUAAUGUGGAUGGUGGUUUCAAUCGCCUUAGGAAGACGACAAAUAGGGGUAUAGCUUGGGAUUACGGACUCUUUCCAACCGUAGAAGCAGAAGCCAUGGCCUUAAAGGAAGCUAUUCAGGCGGCCGUCCAAUUGCGGCUAUACCAGGUGCAGUUUGAAAGUGAUUCCCAAUUAGUGGUCCAAGCUAUCCAUGCUAGGAAAGAUGGUAAUUAUGAGUUUAGUCUAAUUAUUAAGUCAAUUAAAAGUCUUCUAGAUGCUUUUCCCAACUUUAAGGUAAAGUUUGUUAAUCGCCAAGCGAAUUUGGUUGUUCACUUGUUAGCUAGAGCGGUCAAUUCUUGGACUAGGCGUAGUUUUGUUGAUUUGAUUCCUCCUUGUAAUGAACAACAGUUAUUGAAUGAAAUGAAUUAA
Molecule: messenger RNA, 1131 nt
Organism: Vicia villosa (hairy vetch)
Lineage: Eukaryota; Viridiplantae; Streptophyta; Magnoliopsida; Fabales; Fabaceae
Exons: 4
Coding region: 1-1131 (376 amino acids)
Molecular function (GO): nucleic acid binding; RNA-DNA hybrid ribonuclease activity
Source: RefSeq, a predicted model, not a curated record